CGCAGCUUCGAACGUAUCGCUUUAAAGCAACAGAUUAACGGAUCAGUUUCGUAAAUACCACGCGUAAACCAGACAGAAAGGAAAAGACUGCGAUCAAAUUCGUACGUACUAGCGGCAUCGCGCCGUUUUAUCAGUGAUAAAUCGAUCGUAUUGCUAUGAACAGAGCUGUCCAAAUAUUUCUGUCAGCCUUUUAUCAUACAAUGCUGAACGCGCAUGUCGACGAUUGUUCAUAUAUAGUUGAAUAGCUUCCGAACUAUUUGACGUAUCGAUGUUAAAACAAGAAUGCACGAAAAAGGGGAACGACGAUCGAUGUCGAAUAUACCCUUAAACACCUGUCGUUUAAACUCGUAGCCGUAAGUCUCGCGUUAUCGUUUCUAUCGUAUGCGAAUCUCAAGCGAAAUCGAAACAGCAAAGGCAAAGCGUAUUUCAUCGUCGCGUCGCGCAACGAAUACGACGUUGGCCGCUCGCCGAUGUCGUCUCACGAGACCCGAGACGUUUUAUUUGCGGCUACGGUACUAUGAGGUGUAUUCAGAACCAACCUCUCGAUAAUAGCUUUUGUCGAUUAUCUUGAUAUCUGACGUUAUAUAGUUGUGUAGUAGCGCGCAGCUGCGCAGACGAUCGCGAUCGCGAUUGCGAAUCGAAGUUGGUGUCGAAAUUGGUGACGGGGCAUUCGUAAUACGGUUUCGACCGCAAAUAUUUUACUGAUAUUUUCGUACGAUCACCAUGACGGAAGCUAAAGAGCGGACAUCCAAGACGAAGAGGGUUUCACUGGGAGUUGGCGGUGCCUUGGUGGAGCUAACGCAGGAUCCUGAACGGGGUAGCUGGGCCAAUCCCAUCGAGUUUGUUCUAUCCUGCAUCGGGUAUGCCGUUGGCAUUGGCAAUGUUUGGCGUUUCCCUUACCUUGUAUAUCGUAAUGGCGGUGGUGCUUUUUUAAUUCCAUUCGUUUUAAUGCUGAUAACCAUGGGAUUGCCGAUAUUUUUUUUGGAACUCGCGAUUGGACAAUAUUCAGGACUUGGCCCUAACGAAGCGUUCACACGUAUGGCGCCGGCAUUCGAGGGUCUCGGUUAUUGCACCCUCGUCGUCAUUUUGCUUGUAAUGGUCUACUACAUGGUGAUCGUUGCCUGGACACUUUUCUACACGUUCGUCUCGUUCGUGCCGAAGCUCAGUUGGGCCUACUGCGACAACGAUUUCAACACGAACGAUUGUUAUAGUGGCCUGCAAGGGAUCCAAUGUCAAACGAAUGAUCCGGAAACGAUAUUUUACAACAAGACUUGCGUAUCGGCCAGGCUUAUCUGCAACAACUUUGGUUUCGAGGAUGGCAACGUCACGCAUUGUUUCGAUACGAACAGAUUGGAACUUCUUCAACACCUUUAUACUCGCAUCCUUUCUUCGGAGGAAUAUUUCAACGACCGUGUAUUGGGUCUACGAGGUGCCACGUGGGAACAUUUUGGAGGCAUAAGAUGGGAAUUGUUAGGAUGUCUCACCCUCGCUUGGAUAGUCUGUUACCUAUGCCUGAUGCGCGGUGUCCAGUCCAUUGGGAAGGUCGUCUACUUUACCGCACUUUUCCCUUACGUCAUGCUUACAGCGCUGCUGAUACGAGGUGUUACACUGGACGGUGCUGGUGACGGUUCACUUUGGUUUAUUACGCCAAAAUGGUCAACGCUGGAAUCAACUAGCGUAUGGGCAGAUGCUGCAUCCCAAGUUUUCUAUUCCCUUGGUAUUGGUUGUGGAUCUUUGAUCACUCUUUCGAGCUACAGUAAUUUCAAUAACAAUUGCCACAGAGACGCGGUUGUCGUGACGUUUACGAAUCUUGCAACGUCGAUCUUCGCCGGAUUCGUAAUUUUCUCCAUUAUGGGAUUUCUUGCCCGUCAAAUGGGCAUGCCGAUCGACGACGUGAUCAAAAGCGGGGCAGGGCUGGCUUUCAUCGCGUACCCAGAAGCCGUGGCACGGAUGCCGUUGCCCAAUCUCUGGGCAGUGUUGUUUUUCGUCAUGCUGUUCAUCCUAGGCAUCGGUAGCCAAUUCGCAGGCGUGCAGGCGAUAAACACCGCCAUAUUGGACCUGCGACCAGAUUUACGAAAACACGAGAGCUACGUGGUAUUAGGGAUAUGCGUCACUUGCUGGCUCCUUGCUAUACCGAUGGUGUUCGAUGGUGGUAUUUACCUGUUCACGCUGAUGGACUGGAACACCGCUUCUUGGGCAAUACUAUUGAUCGGCAUUGCCGAGGUCGGCGUGGUAGGCUGGUGUUACGGGUGCAACAAAUUCCUGCGUAACAUAGCUGAAAUGCAAAUGCGGUUCAGCCUUUUGCUCCGCAGAUAUUGGUGGCUCAGUUGGGUUGUGCUCGCGCCUAUCACUUGUCUGGUGGUGUUCGUGUAUCAAAUAUGUACGUACGAGAUGCCUCGUUAUGGCGAGUACAUAUUCCCUGGCUGGGCGAAUGCGAUCGGAAUACUGAUCGGCCUGUCGACCCUCGCCCCGUUGCCGUUCUUUUUCAUCCGUCGCCUCUGGAAAGGUCCGAGGGACUGGAGUUUGUUUCGUCCAAAGAAGACGUGGGGACCAGCGGUGGAGAAAGCUGCAGGUAACGGUAAUUCGUCCAUGGCGACCAUCAAGAUCUUGCAACCGUAUAGAAACGAACCGCAAGAGGAUUACAUUUAACGAUUUUAACGAAUUCAUCUUACUUUUUAGACGAUUCUAGUCACGUUAACGCGAAUGUUAAUCACCCGAUCCAAGCGUUCGAGAACGCUCUCUUCAGUUUUUUUUUCUGUUAGGAAAGUUUUACAAAUAGAGCGCGGAUUUUUAUGCAUUUCUGUGAAACUUGAAGAUGCAAAAAUACACAGAACGCAUGUAACUUCCGAAAGCUUGUGAUUAAUAAUAAUAAUUUCCAAAAAUAUCUAAAAUAUAGAACUUUCGAAAUAUUCGAGCCAUGCACAGGUCGAAGUAGCUAAUUCCACUCUUUGAAAUUUUGGAAAUUUUAGCGAAGAUUCGAUCGCAGCUUAUCCGAUACAAUCUCAUCAAUUUUCUCUGCUCUUUGUUUCGUGGAAUUUCAUUUUUUCAUUUUUAGGCAAGUUGCCUUUUCUUAAUUGUAUUCGUAGGAAUAUCAAUUCGCAUAAAUCUCCGCUGUCUGUUCGUCAACGAUCUUUGUUGUAUUCUCUUUCAUUCGCUUUUGUCCGAUGCGAAACGAAUCAAGAGCUUUCAUCAGAUAAAAGUCAGACUGGAAGUUUCAAGGAACCCGGCAGAUUUUUCGGGCGAGAACGAAGAGCUGCGAUAUAUUAACACUUGAGCCGAUUUCAUAUUUUCCAAUACUCGCUGUAAAACUUGCGAACUCCGUUUUCGUUGAAACUUUUAAAUUAACGCCAGCGAACAGCCACGGUGGUAGCAUCAACUACAACGAGGUGCGUGUGUCAUAGCAUUUCGCUGGCUGUUUCAAAGCAACGUUUUAAUUUCUAUGUCCAUGUGAACACGCUAACGCGUGCGAACGAUAUUAAUGAAUUUGCAAUUUUUACCUGAAAAGAACUCAUCGGUUCGUUUUGAUGUUUCGUUCUUUGCAUUUCAAACAGGGAAUGUAUCGGCAAUUCCACUGGAAUAGCGAGCGUGUGCAAAAUUCGAUAUGCGUUCCGAUGUCAACUUAUUUUUUCCAGAAUCCGUAAUUAUUCCAUAAUUGGAAUGUGCCAUCUAAUUGGUCUCGAUUUAAUAACGUUGUAUAUGAUGGACGAUGUUAAAAAUACGGUACUUGGAUUUAUAAUGCCUCAAUAAAUAUCAACUUGUUCUCUAUACUGAAAAUUUUAUAGUCUCUCUAUGUUGUUAUAUCUUACAAUUUGGAUGAAAAAUUCUGACGAACCUUUUUGUAUGAUACAUGGUCGACAAGUUACUGAUAGAACGUUCAAUCUUAGACAUAUUAAUGACGUCCCUCUUGUUAGAUUUAAUAGUGGCUUAUAUUUCCUACACUACGAGACGCUACAAUGCGGAAGACAUUAGUUAAGUUAAGGCAUUUAAAGCAGAGAAGAUCAUUUCAAUUGAGAGACAUAUUCAUAUACGUAUAUAUAUAUACUUAUAUUUAUAUACAAUAUAUACAAAUAUUUGCCAGGGAAUAUUGCAGAAAUAACGAAUGUUGUGAAAAUUCAAAGAAUUCGCAAAAUGUAACAAAAUUAUUUCCAUAUAGGGUUUAGCGAUAACUUGCCAAUUUGGCAAAAAUGAUAGUUAUUUGUUACUUAUUUUUAAUUUAUUCUAAAGUUACGCCAAAAGGAUUGUUGGUAACAAAUACGUUACGCAGCGAAACGACAGAGAUGAUUUGUGAGACUUCCAUAGGAAUAUAAUACAGAAAUGAAAAUGCCGUUGCAUCUGCGAUACACAUAUCGCGGUCAUAUUGAAUAGAAUUCAUACAUAGAAUCGACUAACCGAUUGUCGUUCCUGCAAAUCUUUUUACAAAAUGAAAUUAAACAAAUGUUUCCUCUAUACGAACGAAACAGUUAUCGAUCCAAGGUUUCUCCAAUAAUUUACAGGAAGGGUUGAACAAAAUUUGGAUAUACAAAUUCUACGUGCCAGAAUAAUUGAUAAUCGAUUAUUUCGUUUUUCCAAUCUACGGUUCUAAUUCGCAUUCUUUGGAAAACUAAAGCAGAGAAAAGAUUGAUUUUAAUUUAUACUUAUUUGUUAUUUGGCUGUGAAACGAGUAAUUGAGUAAACGAGCGUAAUAACAGACACGCAAAGAGGAAAGAAAUCUGGCCAGUAACGUUACGAAUCUAAGAAUGGCAGACUUCGAAUACAAAAUUCCACCUUACCUUCUCCGUUUUGAUCUCUUUUCCAAUAAUGAGAAUAAACUUAUAUCCUUAUAGCACUGCAGUAUCGCAAAUCGUUGAUACGUACUAUAAGCAGUAGAUCAGAAUAAAUAACUACGCUGUUUAUAUAAAUCAGGGCGCGUGUGCAUUAAGCGUUUAAUUUACGAGACAAAUGGCCAGCUCGAAAAACACAAGAACGCGACAAUUCUGGAAAAUCGAAGCAGAAACGAAAUAGAUCGUGAGUAGAACCGUGAAGAAGUCGAGAAACAUAUUUCCUUAUCUUCGUCUCAUCUAUUUGUACCUGGAUAUAUUCUGUACAAUCAUUCACGUAUAAUUGUAGCAUUUCCAGUAUAAUUAUCGAAGAUAUUUAUGAAAUACUUACAGUUUACAACAUCUUUUCUAAAAUUAUCACCACGAUAUCGACCGACCAAAUAUAAAAUUAUCAAUCUUAGCUUAUGUACUGUAUCAAAAUCGCAAUCUUCUAGCCUCUUUUUCGCUAUACGAGAUACUUUGAAAAUUUACUUGUUUAGUCCCUGAUACUCUAGUGAACGGAAUACGAGGUCGACUUCAAUUCGAUGAUUCGGCUCGUGUAAUCGAAGCGGCGAAGUUACUCUAUACCGUAUACAACUAUACGCGGUCUUGUAAUAAAGCACGGUCUGCUACAUCGGUUGCAUCCGAGCGUGUGCGGUAGUGUGGUGCACGAAGGGACGACGUACAAUAGUGGUGUCGCGUUAUGAUCACCGGUCACGCCGGUGGAAAAGUGGCGAAUGUCGCUCGCAUUCGUCCCGUGUUCCCUCCUAAUUAAUGCGAUGGAACAUCUCCGGUACAAGGAAUUCCGUGUCCUCCGCGCGGCGUGGCAAUAUCGUGUGGCCGUCUCGACCGCUUGUACUCCGUCUUAUGGGGAAUGUCGGGACGGCGAGAGUGUGCGGCUUGCAACGGUGCGUUAAUGAGAAUUUCGCUCGAUCACCGCCUCGAUUCACAACGCGUGCCUCACCGGUUCAACCCCGCAGCAACGGCGACUUUUUGCCCACGAAUAUGAACCCGUAAAAUUGCCUCUCGAUCCCUGAAUUAUCCUUCCCAUGAAUUUUUAUAAGCCCGGCGCGUUUCGUCGGCUGCGCGUUUCACAGGAUCCGUAGACGCUUCGUAUAUGCUAGACGGGGGGCUAUUUGGGAGACAAAUUUCGAAGGGAUCGAUUCUGUUAGAAGAAAUCUGUUCCUUCGUUCGUUCGAGUAAGAAAAGUAAUGGCAUUUUUAUAAAUUUAUGGGGAAUUUAGCGACGAACAAAUGCGCAGGAUAUACGUAAAAAAAUAUGUGAAAUAUCUAAAAUAUCCAAUAUUAUGUUUCCUUGGCUGUCUAUUAUUCGAAAAAGAUAUUACUAGUAUUCAGGUAAUUCCUGCAAUAAAAGAUAUCCGAGGUACUAAUCCGAUCGAGGCUGCGUUCAUUUUAUACGCGUUACAUUAAGUACUAUGGAACUAGUGAUAAGCAUUAUAUAAAUCGAUCGUCUUAUCUAAGAAGAAGAAACGGAAAUAUGAAAUUGACAGUAGACCGAUACGUAUCUUUAUUUCUACUUAAGCUGUACAUAAUUAUAAUAAUCUUAAAUAAACAUUGUAUAUAUUAGCUUAUAUUUAGUGAAUUAUAAUCAUCGACUAUAUAAUAAUAUAAUUGGGAAAUUGCUAUCUAUUACACUCAUCAUGCACAAUCACUUUUCUAUCGGUACAAUAAGUACCUGCCAAUUUCAGUAAUAACCGAAAAUGAACAAUCGGAAUUGACAGUUUAUUGUUAAUGUAUUAAUGUCAAUCAGUCAAAAGCAUUUCUAAUUUGACAUAUUAAUUAAUAUUUUAGCGUUAUUGCGGUAUACCUGUCUGUCCUAGAUGUUCUCUCGUAUCAAUAAUAGGUAUAAUAUAUGAUAAAUCGCAAAUUAAAUUGUUUAUUUAUAAACGAACAUUUACCUUCAUCUUAAAA
Bombus pyrosoma is the source of this 6727-nucleotide messenger RNA. Its product is annotated as sodium- and chloride-dependent glycine transporter 1-like. The transcript has 10 exons. Gene Ontology annotation, biological process: sodium ion transmembrane transport. Gene Ontology annotation, molecular function: glycine transmembrane transporter activity. The record is from RefSeq and is a predicted model, not a curated record. Gene Ontology annotation, cellular component: membrane. NCBI's taxonomy places the organism in Eukaryota, Metazoa, Arthropoda, Insecta, Hymenoptera, Apidae. The coding region runs from base 724 to 2649 and encodes 641 amino acids.